Polistes canadensis is the source of this 2034-nucleotide messenger RNA. RefSeq names its product ectonucleotide pyrophosphatase/phosphodiesterase family member 5-like. The transcript has 6 exons. The record is from RefSeq and is a predicted model, not a curated record. The coding region runs from base 287 to 1699 and encodes 470 amino acids. NCBI's taxonomy places the organism in Eukaryota, Metazoa, Arthropoda, Insecta, Hymenoptera, Vespidae.
AAUUCAAUUCCAAAAUUACAAGUUUCCCGCUUUUUCAUAAAAUCCCUAGAAAGAGAGUAAGACAAGUCGUGUGUGAAAUGUUGAUGUUGGCAUACUGAUCUAACCCAGCGACAGCUGGGCGGUUUGUCAAUGCUAAUAAGAUCAUCAAAGAUUUGAUAUAUAAUCGAAAUAGUAUCGUUUUUAAUUAUGUCGAAAUACGUUUUUAAUAUAUACGUAGGACAAUGAGAGUAUCUGACAUUGUUUUAUGACAAAAAGUAUUAUUUUCUGUUGACGUAUAGUUGUUACUAUGAUGUUCACGACCAUAUCUAUUUUAUUCCUUUUUAUUUUAUGCAAUAUUAAAGGACAAUUACUAUCCAGCCAUCCAAAGUUAUUAGUAGUGUCAUACGAUGCUUUCAGAUAUGAUUACUUUAAUAGAAAUGUUACGCCUUUUAUGAAUAAGUUAAGGAACGAAGGUACGCAUACUGACUAUAUGAUGAAUAUUUUUGUUACUAAAACUUUUCCAAAUCAUCAUACAAUGGCAACUGGAUUAUAUCCAGAAAAUCAUGGAGUUGUGGAUAGUGAGAUUUAUGAUCCUGUAUCGGACAACGUUACUAAAUACUCAUCUAAACUUUAUCAUUAUGACAAUAAGAUUCUUCCAAUUUGGACAAUUAAUGAACAAAAUGUAGGAAGGCAUAGUGGUACUAUGAUGUGGCCGGGUAGCGUAUUUGAAUAUGGUGGCAUCACUCCUGCUUAUGCACAAGGUUUUAAUGAUACUAUCAAUUGGGAAGAAAGAAUAGAUACGUUGAUAUCAUGGUUUCUACAUCCCACAAAGCCAAUAAAUUUAGGAAUAUUGUAUAUAGAAGAACCAGAUUAUCAUGGUCAUUUCAUUGGAAUAAACAGUCAUUCUUUUAAUAAAAUUCUAGAAAAGUUAGAUCAAAUUACAAAAUAUUUACAUAUCAAAUUAGAGCAAUAUGGCUUAAAUGAUGUUAACGUUAUCCACUUGAGCGAUCAUGGAAUGACAUCUGUCACAUUAGACAGAAUAAUAGACUUGAAUAAGUACAUUAAUAGUACCGAUUAUAUUUUUGUUGGAACAUCUCCAGGUUUACAUAUUUAUCCAAAUCCUGGGAAAGAAGAAAUUAUUUAUCAAAAUUUGAAAUCUGCUGCAGAAGAAACAUUAAAUUUUAAAGUUUACAGAAGACACGAAAUUCCACAAAAAUAUCAUUACGGCAAUAAUAAACGUGUCGGCCCUAUUUUUGUUAUAGCAAAUGUGGGAUAUGCAUUUCAGAAUCUUUAUGAUACUAUUGAGUAUUAUAAAAAAAAGUUUAAUAUCACUGUCGAUAAUACAUCAGAAUUUGGAUUACAUGGUUAUGACAAUGAAGCUGUAGAAAUGCAUCCAAUAUUCUUUGCGAAAGGGCCUGCGUUUCUUCCUGGUUGCAAACUGAAACCUUUUAAAAAUACUGAUCUAUUUCCUUUAUUUUGUAAAAUACUCGACAUCAAAUGUCCUCAAACAAAUGGUUCUUUGGCAGAUGUAAGUCAAUGCCUUCAAUCACAUCCUAAUAAUGCAGAUGUUUAUAAUGUAUCCAUACUACCUUAUGGAAUUCUAUUUGCAAGCAUUACGUUUGGUAUAACGAUGAUAGGAAUUUCUAUAGCUCUAUUCAUCAUGGCUAUAAUAAGGCAGAAAAAAAUAAGAAGAAAUAACUAUAGGUACAGAAUUAUAUAGAAUAUGACUGGCCUUAGUUUUUAUUGCAUGUACGUAUGUGCAAAUAUUGAACAAUUGAAUAUACAUAUUUCCAUAGUAUAUGAUGUCAUCGUUAAAGCGUUUAAUUCUGUUAUUCAGAGAAAACAUAUAAAAAGAAUUUUAUUAUACACUUUAACUAAUUAUUCUAUGGAAUAAUUAGUUGCUCCAUGUAUUAACAAGAAGCGAUUAGUUAAAGUAUGAAAUUAAAAUUUAAUGUCAAGUGUAAGAAAAAUAUUUUUCCAUUUUGUUUUAAUACCUGGCUAUUCUAUACUAUUGUAAAUUCGAAGACAAUAAAUAUAUGUUUCUUUGUUUUAUUA